Messenger RNA from Manihot esculenta (cassava), 1492 nucleotides. Its product is annotated as heterogeneous nuclear ribonucleoprotein H2. Gene Ontology annotation, cellular component: ribonucleoprotein complex. The record is from RefSeq and is a predicted model, not a curated record. Gene Ontology annotation, molecular function: RNA binding. Bases 338 to 1165 code for a protein of 275 amino acids. The transcript has 3 exons. Lineage: Eukaryota; Viridiplantae; Streptophyta; Magnoliopsida; Malpighiales; Euphorbiaceae.
ACCCACCACAACCACCAGACCCCGCCGUCCUCCGCCAACCGUAAUUGGACUAGAAUUGAUGUGGGCUUUUGCACUUUAGCCCAAAGAUGGUACCUUUGGUCCAUGUUCACCCCCUCCUUCCAAAUCCAAUCCUUAUAGUGAAGGAGCGAACGACGUCGUUGGGAAACAACUUUUCAUCGUCUACGUCCACCCGCUAGGCCCUAACUAGACGCAGAAAAGAGCUUCGAGUUGAGAAGUGAGUUAAGGGCAAAGAGGAAAGCAGAAGGAAGGAAGGAAGAAAUCGAGAAAUCAAGGAAGAAGGAAUAAGCGUUAGAAAAGAAAUCAAAUUGUUGAGAGAAUGUUCUACAGAGGCCUUGCAGCUGGGUUUUCGUCAAUUUAUUCCUUUCUGCCUUUGAUUCUUAGUAGAUAUCCUGAUGGUGGUGAUGGUCGUGAAAUGGGUGCAAAACGUCAGCGGUUAGUUGAUCAAGGUCCUUCAUUCUAUGGAACUUCCACUGGUUCGAGUUUUAUGUAUAAUCCACCACCUUAUGGAUAUGUUGCCCAACCUCCUCCUUUCCCUGUUGUCCGACUUCGUGGUCUCCCCUUUGAUUGCACAGAAACUGAUGUGGCCGAGUUCUUCCAUGGUCUGGACAUAGUUGAUGUUCUCUUCGUCCACAGGGGUGGGAAGUUCAGUGGUGAAGCUUUUUGUGUUUUUGGGUAUCCUCUUCAAGUUGACUUUGCCCUUCAAAAGAAUAGGCAGAACAUGGGGAGGCGAUAUGUUGAGGUUUUCAGAAGUAAGAGGCAGGAUUAUUACAAGGCAAUUGCAAAUGAAGUUUCAGAUGCUCAUGGUGGUUCACCACGGCGAAAUGCUCCAAGAGCUAAAUCAUAUGAUGAGGGAAAGGACUCUGCUGAACAUACAGGGGUAUUACGUUUGAGAGGACUGCCAUUUUCUGCUGGCAAGGAUGACAUAAUGGACUUCUUUAAAGAUUUUAUGCUAUCCGAAGAUUCAAUUCAUAUUACAAUGAACUCAGAGGGAAGGCCAACUGGUGAAGCAUUUGUGGAAUUUGCAAGUGCAGAAGAUUCAAAAGCAGCAAUGGCCAAGGAUAGGAUGACUCUUGGGAGUCGUUAUAUAGAAUUGUUUCCUUCAUCAAUGGAGGAGAUGGAAGAAGCAGUGACAAGAGGACGAUAAUGACUGCCUUUGCCAUUUGUGCCCCUGAUGAUGUUUAACCUUGCUCCAUUGUUCAAAAUUUUGCUUCAUCAGUUGAUCACAUUUUCUCAGUUGGUAUGGUUUUGCUGUUGUUUUGCAUUGUUUUUAACUAGAAUUCUAUAAAAACAACCUAUGCUAUUCAGUGAGAUAGUAUGUAUGUUUGGGUGCAUUUGUCUACUAGUUAGUCAUAUAUAUUUGACAAAAUUUGGUGCUAUCAACUGCAACUUGUCAAAAGUUAACCCUUGGUUCUUUGCGAGUGAGUUGAAACGGUGGUGGUUAUGGUGAAUGAAGGCUGGGAAAUUUGUUAAA